Echinococcus granulosus is the source of this 363-nucleotide messenger RNA. RefSeq lists its product as hypothetical. NCBI's taxonomy places the organism in Eukaryota, Metazoa, Platyhelminthes, Cestoda, Cyclophyllidea, Taeniidae. The transcript has 3 exons. The record is from RefSeq and is a predicted model, not a curated record. The coding region runs from base 1 to 363 and encodes 120 amino acids.
AUGAGUUUCCAAAAGAAAAAUAAAACAAAGAAAACAUGCAUUGUUUUUUCAAAGAAAGAACAGCUUAAUCUGGGGAAAUUAUUAAGUAAAGCUUCUGCUCACUUUUUGGUAAUUCAACUUCACACUUACCCGAAAUCACCGAAAUCCCUCUAUUGUGGAACAAACAGGUUUGUCAACUCUUACAUUGACUCAAAAAUGAAAAGUGAUCACCACAACCACUUAUUGCAAUUAGCUGUUCUCCUCUUAAAAAAUGACAGCAAAAAGUUAGAGUGCAUCAUGCGAACUAAUUAUAAAUAUUUAAACAUUGAAAACGUUGCAAUUUCAUGUUUAUUUAUUUCAAGGAUAAGGGCACAAAGUUGGUGA